AUGUCAAAAACGUCGACAUCAAAGAGUACAGACGAUAACAGCCUUAGUCCCACGGGUGGAGAGAGGACAGAUGCGAAAGAGCGGCGCCCUGUUGCCCUUUCACCCGACACUGGGUCGGCCUGGAUUGUGGCUUUUGCUUCCAUGAUGAACAUUUUUUUGCAAGUGGGUUUGUAUCGAAGUCUGGGCAUCUUCGUUGUGAACUUGAUAGAGAUAUAUGACGCCCCGACGGCCAAGGUGUCUUUAAUCUUCACUUGUGUCGCAAUAGGAUUCGGGGCAACAUCUAUUCUCUUCAUCUGUGGUUUUGGAGAUAUAUUCCACGAGAGGGCACUGGUCGCUGCUGCCACUUUUCUGGCCUUCGUUGGACACAUAGUGACAUUCUUCAGCACCAGAAUUGAACACAUCUAUGCAAUGGGAUUUUGUACAGGAGCAGCUAUACAGAUUGCAAUGGCAUGCGGUCUGAGCUUAGCUGGCCGGUAUUAUGAUAAAAGACGGACUGUUGCCAGCGGGAUCGUCAUGGGUGGUGUUAGCUUGGGUGUUUUGGUAUUUCCCCCUGUCCUACAAUGGCUGCUGGACGAAUAUACUUACAGAGGAACUGCUUUGAUAUCCGCCGGCUUGAAUCUGAAUUCGCUGGUGUGUUGUUCUCUAAUGAUGCCUGCCCCAAGAGACGUGGGACCACAAAAGGUUUCGCCAGAACAAAAUGAUUGCGGUCUCCGGCCUGCUGCUGGACUUUCUAAGUUCAAGGAUAAGACGACAGAAAGCGAUCUUCCGACAACUGCCACUGUCAGUGUCUUAGAUCUUAAACCUAACCACGAUACAGCCCAAAGUUUUGCCGCAAAUGCUCAUUCGAAUCCCGCCUUUGUUACUGAAAUGGAAGACUUUGUCUCAGAAUCCCAAAGGGAAGUAACUCAAAUUUCACGGAAAGAAAACACAAGCGAAGAUCGCCGAUCUGAAGGCUGUUUUGAAGUGUUUGUAAUAGCUGUGAGGCGAUUUUCCCUCAAAGACACCACAGAUAGACCUGCUAAUGUAUCUGUUUGGAAAACCUUGUUCCCCAGCGUAUCUCUGCUAAAAAGUCCUGCCCUACUGUUUUUCCAAAUCUUUGUUUUUUGCUCAACUUUGUGCAGCGAAUGCGUGGUGCAGUUUUAUCCCGCCUUCACCAGAGAACUGGGGAUGUCAGAAUACCAGUCCGCCUUUCUAUUGUCCAUGGCCGGAGUUGGGGAUUUGCUAAGCCGUGUUGGGUUAGGCUUGUUAGGUGAUUACAACUUCAUAGCACGCUACAAACUCGUCAUGAUUCCACAGUUUAUUCUGGGCACGACUUGCUUCCUUUCUAGAUUCGCCACAGAAUUCUGGUCGCAGGGUAUCUUCGCGGUCAUCAUUGGUCUGACGUAUGGUACCGGCUACGCUUUUAGAGCCGUUAUAUUGAUUGAUUUUUUUGGUCUACAGAAAUUGAACAGAUUACUGGGUAUGAGUAAUUUUGUGACCGGCCUUGGAUUUGCUGCCGGGAGUCCGUUAAUGGGAAAUUUGCGAGACUUAACUGGGGACUAUAAAGUGCCUUUUCAAACACUAGGGGCGUUUCUCUUCUCUGGCGGCUUGAGUAUACUGGUGGCUGGAGCUUGCAUAUGGCGUCAGAGACGAAGUCGAUGCCAAUAUGAUUUGGAAUAG
This is a messenger RNA of Liolophura sinensis, 1659 nucleotides long. Its product is annotated as monocarboxylate transporter 13-like. The transcript is spliced from 5 exons. Gene Ontology annotation, biological process: transmembrane transport. Gene Ontology annotation, molecular function: monocarboxylic acid transmembrane transporter activity. Bases 1 to 1659 code for a protein of 552 amino acids. The record is from RefSeq and is a predicted model, not a curated record. Lineage: Eukaryota; Metazoa; Mollusca; Polyplacophora; Chitonida; Chitonidae.